UCAUUUCUAUCGCUCGUCUUCUGAACCUCCCGUCGUUUCUCACACCCUUGCCACUCAAUCUCUGGGUCACAUCCCGCUUCUAUGGCGUCCGGGUCGAUUGUAUCACCAACGGUGAAGCAUGGGGCUCAUCGUUAUUUGUGUCGGCGUAUACCAUACCCACUCAGCACUGCCAGAUCAAGAAAUCGAAGUUCCGACAAUACGACUGACCAGCGUACAAAGUCUUUUCAAGAUGUCUCUCCCGAGGACAUGGCAGCAAUUGAGCGCGAGCAUCAGCAAAGGAGCCGGAGAUUCCGAUUCUGCUUCUACGAUCGAAAUUCACAGCUACUUGCUAUCACGAUCCCCACAGGUUUGCACGAGGCUCUUCAUGUUAACCUUUACAAUCUUUUUCGGGACCAACUUGUGCGAAGUGGUGACGAGGAAAGCUGGAAAAGUAUGGCGGCUACCACUUUCUGGAUGCCAGACCAUAGCGCGUCAAAUCAUGAGGUCAAAAUCGUUCUGCUCGCCAAAUUCUUCCACCAGACACGCCAUGUUAUCAUCGAAAGAUGGGAGGAAGAGCCGCGAGUUCCUCCUGAAAGUCGGGCUACUAUGUCUCAACCGAUCCCACUUCCAGUUUGCCGAGAGACAAUUGAGAUCACGCAGAAUACGACAACUAGUCCAGUAUAUUGGGAUGUAUCUAGGGAAGCAUUGGUACUAAGAUUCAGGAUUCUUUUUUUACAGGAUCCCAGACCACAGGAGGGGGAUAUUAUUAUCAGUGUUCAGAAACUACAACGGUAUGCGGAGAUCAUCUGGGCGGAGAUACUUUAGUUUGUACGGAGGCUCAGUGACCUGACAGCGGGCCUUUCAAGCGUUGAUCAUGGUCAAAUUGGGCUCACCAGAUGCUCAAAGAUAGAGUCGUUCUCCUUUCUCGCUUGACGCGAUCUGCGGAGGCGGAAAGGGGCAAAAGGAGAAAAGAAGGAGUGAGAAAAUGGUGUAAUGGAGCGGUCCGGUAUCCUUUUGCCCCAGGAGCCCCUUGACACUGCAUGCACCCGUGCCCCGUUGGUCAGGUUCCUUCUGUCGAGUGCCGCUCGGAUG
Lasiosphaeria miniovina is the source of this 1071-nucleotide messenger RNA. RefSeq lists its product as uncharacterized. Lineage: Eukaryota; Fungi; Ascomycota; Sordariomycetes; Sordariales; Lasiosphaeriaceae. The transcript is spliced from 3 exons. The record is from RefSeq and is a predicted model, not a curated record. Bases 82 to 804 code for a protein of 240 amino acids.